Gossypium arboreum is the source of this 986-nucleotide messenger RNA. RefSeq names its product NDR1/HIN1-like protein 26. Lineage: Eukaryota; Viridiplantae; Streptophyta; Magnoliopsida; Malvales; Malvaceae. The coding region runs from base 39 to 881 and encodes 280 amino acids. The record is from RefSeq and is a predicted model, not a curated record. The transcript has a single exon. Gene Ontology annotation, biological process: defense response to other organism.
UAUAAGCACCAAAAUUACACCCAAACUCCUAAUAAACAAUGGCCUUAUAUUCCUUUCUUUCCCCCAUGCAAAAAGACAUCAAAUUCCUUGUAGAUCACGUAAUAGGCCACUACAUAAGCAACACUUCCGUUUCAUCACCCAAAAAAUCGUCUCCGAAAACCUUCUCGAAAAGAAAAAUGGCCCGUUCCGACAGGUUGCCGAUCCGGUACACCCUACAAGACUACCCGAACCAACCAACCCCGCAACCGCAACCUCAACCCAUCAAACGCCACCAUACUGCCCGUUAUUACGCACACCGUGUUCGCGAAAGCUUAACCAAUCGAGUCAUCAAGAUUUUAUGUACCAUAUUCUUGUCUCUUCUUUUAUUUGUUGGCAUUGUGUUGUUCAUUUUAUGGCUUAGUUUACGUCCUCAUCGUCCUAGGUUUCACAUUGUUGAUUUCAAUGUUCCUGGUUUGUCUCAACCUUCGGGGUUCGAGAACGCUCAAAUAACGUUUAACGUGACAGACAGGAACUCUAAUCCCCACAUUGGAAUCUAUUACGAUUCCAUGGUCGGGUCAGUUUUUUAUAAGGAUCAACAAAUCGGGUCGGCUCCGUUAAUGGACCCUUUUUACCAAGAACCGAAGACGACUACGAUCGUGUACAGUACGUUUGGUGCGGCGACGUUGACGGUGAAUAGUAACCGUUGGAAGGAGUUUAUGGAUGCUAGGCAACAAGGGACGGUGAUUUUCCGAUUGGAAAUAACUUCGGUGAUUAGAUUUAAGGUUACUACGUGGGAUACUAAACAUCAUAAGAUGCAUGUUAAUUGCGACGUUGCUGUUGGACCCGAUGGAACGAUCUUGCCGACUUGGAAAAACAAGAAAUGUCCUGUCUAUUUCAGUUGAUUCUUGCAUAACAUGUUUUUUCUUUCUCAUUGUCAUUUUAAUUGAUUCUUCCAUUGUUGUGUAAUUAUUCUUAUUUUUAUUUGAUUUUAAUUAUAAAAAUAUAAA